GGCCAAUGAGAGGCGAAUGAUUGUUUCGGUGCAAAAUUUGAAACGAGGUGGCGAAUCAGUCUGGUAGAAUACCUUUCAGAACUUCUCUUGUUGGGUUGUGUUUAUAAGACACGUUGUAUUUAGGUUGGAAAACGAACGAGAUCAAGAAAAUUCAGAACCGUGACCAUGAGGAGAAGUGAAGUUCAUGCUGCUGAAUCGGUGGCUUGUCUGAAUCGAGCUCUUAAUAGACUCAAGGACAUUUGGGAAGAAAUCGGAAUCCCUGAGGAUCAGCGACUACAGAGGACAGAUGUUGUGAAAAAACAUAUCAAAGACUUGCUGGAGAUGAUGAUUACAGAGGAGGAGAGUCUCAGGAAGCGAUUGUUGAGCAGUAUCGAGUCUUGUAGCAAAGAGCUUGAGAGCCUGUGCCAGGAACUACAACUACCACCAUUUGAGGAGGAGGAAGGUAGCACGAUGUUGCAGCUGGAGAAGGAUAUCAGGACACGGUUGGAGGUGAUGAUCAAUCAGAAGAGCCAGAGGAUCCAGCAGCUGAAAGCCUUCUGGAAGCAGGACCAGGAGCUGUGUGACAUCAUGUGCUCAGCUCCUUACUGCAUCAGUCUAGAGUCAGUCCCGUCUCUGGAGCAGCUUGAGAGCUACAGCGCCUACCUGGACAGUCUCACCCAAGAGAAGGUGCACCGACAUGAUGAGUUCAUCGGCAUUAAAAGGCAGAUCAUCCAAUGCAUGGAGCAUCUCGAUCAGCUGCCUGACACCAGCUUUGAGAGAGACGUGGUGUGUGAGGACGAGGAGGCCUUCUGCCUGUCGAACGACAACAUCGCAGCCCUCAAACUGCUGCUCGGUCAGUUGGAGGAGCGCAAGGCUGAGAAUGAGCUGCGCUGCUCUGCCUACCGUGGUAAGAUCCAGGAGCUGUGGGAGAGACUGCAGGUUCCCCUGGAGGAGAGAGACGCCAUAUCUGAACACAUGGUCCUGUCUAAGAAGACGAACCUGGACUCUCUGCAAGCUGAGGCCGGGCGUCUGGAAGAGCUCAAGAUCAAGAACAUGCAGAACGUCAUUGAGGCCAUCAGAGCUGAGAUAGCACUCUUUUGGGAGAGGUGCUACUACAGCUCUGAGCAGAAACAAGCGUUCGUUCCUUACUUUGACGAUAAUUUCACUGAAGAAAGUCUGAAUCUUCAUGAGGCUGAAGUUUUGAACCUCAAAAAACAAUAUGAGGAUCACCAGGAUCUCUUUGAGGGAGUCGGAAGAUGGCAGGAGAGCUGGAUGCUGUUUUUGGAACUAGAUAAAAAGGCAACAGAUCCCUCUAGGUUCAACAAUCGAGGAGGGAACCUUCUGAAAGAGGAGAAGCAGAGGGCCGACCUUCAAAAAAGUCUGCCUAAGCUGGAGAAGACCCUGAAGACCCAGAUUGACCUGUGGGAACAGGAACAGUGCAGGGAGUUCUUGGUCAAUGGUCAGAAGUUCAUUCAGUACGUACAGGAGCAAUGGCAAGUCCUCCAGAAUGAGAGGGAGCAAGAGAAACUGGAAAGGCAACUGAAGAAAAACAAGCAGUUCGAGAAGGACAUGCAGUUUGGAACCACUGUGAAGACGCCGUCCAAAAGACGUCUUGCAGCUACUCCCACACCUAGCAAAACGAGAAAGCUAAAUUCCACCUGCAGCAUGUCCACUCCCAACAGUACGCUUCGCUCCGGAGGAAGCACCUUCCAAUCUCCUAGCCUACGACCUCCUCUGUCCAUCAGUAAGAUUCCUGGACUGCGCACCCCGGCACGUGCCAGAACUCCUCGGGCUCAGGAGAGGAACAAGGAGAACAUCUCCCACCUCUAUGGAACUGCUCUGGGCGGUACUUUAAGACCACCAGCUAGCCCACACCGGAACUUCAGCAUCAACUCGGUUGCCAGCACCUAUUCAGAAUUUGCGAAGGAUUUUGUCAACAUUGAUUCCACCAUCAUUAAAAGCUUUACCUCCUGGAGGACACACUUGAGUCCUCUGCUGUUGUCUAAAUGUUUUAGAGAAGCGAGACCUUUCAAAGGUCUCCAAAUCUACCAUCAUCCAGACAGGACACCUGAACUCUACAGUCACUCAUCUCUGAGGGCCGGGCCAGGGAUGCACUCUGGCUCCACCAGCUCAGCAGUGCCCCCAGCAUUAUGUUAACACUGUUGGAGUCUCUGAAAUGUCUUUGAAGGAAAGUUAAUCAAUACAAUGAAUGUAACUCCAAGUUGACACACGAUUUUCUAAAUAUUUUAUGUUAUUAUAUUAUUAGAUUUUUAAGUUUCUUUAGCUUCCCGCUGAAUGACACGCGGGACUGCGGAACAGUUUUCAUGAAACUUUGUCCUUUCUUUUAUAUGGCUAUUUGAUCAUUUUCAAUUUGAUACAAGCUUAUUGUAUACAUGUUUUGGGCUAGCUGAUCAUGAGUUUUUCCCUCUCAACUUUGACUAUACACUUUACACUACACAUUUUUUGUGUUAUCUUUAAGGUAUUUUAAGUGCACAAUCAUCUGCUGUCAGCACUGCUGCAAUAACAGCACUUGUUUUAAACAUAUCUGAGUGUAAUUGGUGAUUUGCAAACUGUAAAUAAAUGUUUUG
This is a messenger RNA of Osmerus eperlanus (European smelt), 2567 nucleotides long. RefSeq names its product protein regulator of cytokinesis 1-like. Bases 166 to 2136 code for a protein of 656 amino acids. Gene Ontology annotation, biological process: microtubule cytoskeleton organization; mitotic spindle midzone assembly. The record is from RefSeq and is a predicted model, not a curated record. Lineage: Eukaryota; Metazoa; Chordata; Actinopteri; Osmeriformes; Osmeridae. The transcript has 16 exons. Gene Ontology annotation, cellular component: mitotic spindle midzone; cytoplasm; spindle. Gene Ontology annotation, molecular function: microtubule binding.